Messenger RNA from Coturnix japonica (Japanese quail), 423 nucleotides. The record is from RefSeq and is a predicted model, not a curated record. Lineage: Eukaryota; Metazoa; Chordata; Aves; Galliformes; Phasianidae.
AUGGGGGUCUAUGAUCAUUAUUGGGGCAUCUAUGGGGAUCUAUGGGUGCUGAUCCUCGCCGUCAUUGCGCUGCCCAUAUGCGCUGUAAGGGGCAGGGACGUGGAGAACAUGAGGAUCCUGCGGGCGCUGCUGCAGCACGUCAAGCACCUCUAUGGGAUCCGCAUCACGGUGCGGGGCCGCCACAACUUCCCCCAUAGGGACCCAUACGUCGUCGUCAGCAACCACCAGAGCUCCCUCGACCUGCUGGGGAUGAUGGAGGUGCUGCCGGACCGCUGCGUCCCCAUAGCCAAGAGGGAGCUGCUGUACAUGGGGGCCGUGGGGGGGGCCUGCUGGCUCAGUGGCAUCAUCUUCAUCGACCGCCAAAGGACAGGAGAUGCCAUCGAUGUCAUGGCCGAGGCUGCACACACCAUGCUCAGCCAGGAC